Messenger RNA from Thermothelomyces thermophilus ATCC 42464, 1836 nucleotides. Its product is annotated as pyridine nucleotide-disulfide oxidoreductase-like protein. The coding region runs from base 11 to 1288 and encodes 425 amino acids. Gene Ontology annotation, molecular function: electron-transferring-flavoprotein dehydrogenase activity; flavin adenine dinucleotide binding. NCBI's taxonomy places the organism in Eukaryota, Fungi, Ascomycota, Sordariomycetes, Sordariales, Chaetomiaceae. The record is from RefSeq and is a predicted model, not a curated record. Gene Ontology annotation, cellular component: cytoplasm. The transcript has 5 exons.
CGGUCUCCAAAUGCCGCAACCGUUCAGGGUUCUCAUAGCCGGCGGCUCGUACGGCGGUCUCUCGGCCGCGCUCAACCUCUAUGACCUCUGCCGCGGCCUGCCUCCCCGGUGCGGCCCAGCGCCGGCCGAGGGUGAGGACCUGCCGGAGACGCCGCAGUUUGCCGUCGACAUAACCGUCGUCGACGAGCGGGAUGGCUUCUACCACCUCAUCGGCUCGCCCCUGGCGCUGGCGUCGGAAGCGUUCACCGAAAAGUGUUGGGUCAAGUAUGACGACAUCCCCGGGUUGCAGUCGCCCAACAUCCACGUCGUUCAGGGCAGCGUCAAGUCGGUUGACCCGGCGCGCAAGGUGGCUACCUACCUCCCCCACGGCAGCACUGCCGAGCCUCAGGAGGUGCGGUACGACUACUUCGUCGCAGCCUCCGGGCUGAGGAGGGCCUGGCCUGUCGUGCCUCAAUCGCUGCGCAGGAAGCAAUACCUGUUCGAGGCUGGCGACCACAUCCGUGCUGCCACAGCUGCGAGACAUGGAGUUGUCAUCGUCGGUGGCGGCGCUGUCGGCAUCGAAAUGGCCGCCGAGCUCAAGCUCGUCCACCCGCAUCUCAACGUCACACUGGUCCAUUCGCGCGACAAGUUGCUCUCCUCGGAAGCGCUGCCCGACGAGGUCAAGGACCGCAGCCUGGAGCUGCUGCGGGAAGCCGGCGUCGACGUGCUCAUGUCGCACCGGCUCGACCGCACAGAGGAGGUCAAGGACGACAGCGGAAACAGCUGCCUCAGGGUGCACUUCACCAACGGCCACAGCAUGCUGGCCGACCAGGUAUCCCUCGCCGUGUCGAGGAGCGUUCCCACGACGACGUACCUCCCGAACGACGUGCUCGACGAGCAGGGCUAUGUCAAGGUCCAAGCCAGCCUUGCGUUCCCCGAGCAAUCGCCCAACUCGGCCUUCCACUUCGCUGUCGGUGACUUGGCCAAGUGGUCCGGCAUCAAGCGCUGCGGCGCCGCCAUGCACAUGGGCUACUACGCGGCCCACAACAUCCACCGGCACAUGCAGUUGCAGACGCAGACAGAGGGUCAGGCUGCUCAGGCGACUGACAAAGGGGGGAUCCCGAAGCUGCUGGAGCUGGACGAGAUUCCGCCCAUGAUCGGGCUGGCGGUGGGCAAGAAAGCCGUGGCCUACUGGCCUGAGGGCGGGAUGAUGUCGGGUGAAGAUGUGAUGAAGACCUUCUUUGGUGACGAUCUCGGUUUUGCGAUCUGUUGGAAUCAUCUUCGACUCGGGGGCGAUAAGGUCCAGUGACGUAUGGUAUUGCAUUGCAGGGCGUUUUGGCCGGAUUUUUCUUCCUUUUUUUUUGGACAUGGAUAUGCAGAAAGCUUUUAGCACUUUCGGGUUCUGAUAUGAUGGUAUCUACACAAGUGAAAAGAAAAAUAACAUGGGAUGGAGCAAUAGCGGAAUGUUGGUCCCACCCAGGUUAACCGAUGCAUCUUUCCGAAUCGCAUCCAAGUUUUUUUUGUUAUUAUUAUUAUUCUUUUUUGGGUUCGUCCUACAUUCGGGUUUACAACUUGGGCACCAAACCGACCCCGGUACCGCCCAUGACCUUCUCGUUAUCGUCCAAGGGGCACAGCUGGAAGAAGCGCUCGCGGGAGCAGCUCACGAGGGCGGACCGCUUGUCGGGCAGGUCGAUGAACUUGUGAAGCCCAAACCCGUGGAUGAGGUCGUACAUGAGGACCGACGUGUUGGUAUACUUGGGCUCGCCGACCACGCUGGCGGUGCGGGGGUCGUCGAGGAAGAGGUAGUGCAUCAGGCUCGACCACCAGGCACUGACGCGGUGCGGGCCGCGGUACCGC